GUUUGGUGUAUGUGGAAACUGGAAAAAAAGAUAGGGAACGAUCGAAAGAGGAAAAAAGAUUCGGAUUCAUCGGAUCGACCAGAGAAGCAGAAGCAGCAGCACAAAAAGAAGAUCCAGAUGUCGAAAUCCAAUCAAGUGAGGGCGUCCCAUAUCCUCAUCAAGCACCAGGGUUCAAGAAGGAAAGCUUCCUGGAAGGAUCCAGAAGGUAGCAUCAUCAUGAACACCACCAGGGACAGUGCCGUCUCUCAGCUCAAGGCCCUCCGUGAAGAGAUCGUCACCGGAAAGGCCAAGUUCGAUGACAUCGCCUCUCGCUACUCCGAUUGCUCUUCCGCCAAACGCGGCGGCGAUUUAGGUCCUUUUGGCAAAGGGCAGAUGCAGAAGCCUUUCGAAGAAGCAACAUAUGCUCUGAAAGUCGGAGAUAUAAGUGACAUUGUGGAUACCGAUAGUGGUGUCCAUAUAAUAAUGAGAACUGGUUGAUUGUUGAUCCAAGCACAAAGCCCCAGAUCUAUUUUUCA
This is a messenger RNA of Telopea speciosissima, 515 nucleotides long. Its product is annotated as peptidyl-prolyl cis-trans isomerase Pin1-like. The transcript has 4 exons. Gene Ontology annotation, cellular component: nucleus; cytosol. Gene Ontology annotation, molecular function: peptidyl-prolyl cis-trans isomerase activity. The coding region runs from base 10 to 477 and encodes 155 amino acids. The record is from RefSeq and is a predicted model, not a curated record. NCBI's taxonomy places the organism in Eukaryota, Viridiplantae, Streptophyta, Magnoliopsida, Proteales, Proteaceae.